UCUCUUUAAACCUGGAUAGCUGAGCAUGGCUGUGGGUUCACAGAAAGCCAACUGAUCCAAUUCACAAUGCAUCAACUUUUCAGAUUGGUUUUGGGGCAAAAAGAUCUUUCAAGAGCCGGGGACCUCUUCUCUUUAGAUGAUGCUGAAAUUGAAGACAGCCUGACGGAAGCAUUGGAGCAGAUUAAAGUCAUUAGCUCAUCUUUGGAUUACCAAACUAAUAAUAAUGACCAGGCAGUGGUUGAAAUCUGUAUCACAAGGAUCACAACAGCCAUCAGAGAAACGGAAUCCAUUGAAAAGCAUGCCAGGGCCCUGGUGGGACUGUGGGAUUCCUGCUUGGAACACAACCUGAGACCUGCAGGGAAAGACGAAGACACUCCACAUGCAAAAAUCGCAUCUGAUAUUACGAGUUGCAUCUUGCAGAAUUACAACCGGACCCCUGUGAUGGUCUUAGCUGUCCCCAUUGCAGUGAAAUUCCUCCACAGAGGCAACAAGGAGCUGUGUAGGAACAUGUCCAACUACCUGUCCCUGGCUGCUAUCACCAAGGCAGAUCUCCUGGCUGAUCACACAGAGGGGAUAAUAAUGAGCAUUCUCCAAGGAAAUGUCAUGCUGUUGAGGGUGUUACCUGCUGUGUAUGAAAAGCAGCCUCAACCAAUCAACAGACACCUGGCAGAACUCCUGGCCUUGAUGCCUCAGUUGGAACAGACAGAACAGUACCAUCUCCUACGGCUUUUGCAUGUAGCAGCAAAGAAAAAAGAUGUGGAGGUGGUUCAGAAAUGUGUUCCUUUCCUCAUCAGGCAUUUGAAGGAUUCAACCCAUAAUGACUUCAUCCUAAACAUCCUCAUAGAAAUAGCAGGCUACGAGCCGCUGGCUUUGAGCAGUUUUCUACCAAUGCUGAAGGAGAUUGGGGAGAGAUUUCCCUACCUCACUGGACAACUGUCUAGGAUCUUUGGUGCUGUUGGCCAUGCUGAUGAAGAAAGAGCCAGGAGCUGCCUAAGAUAUCUGGUGAGCCAGCUGGCUAACAUGGAGCAUUCAUUUCACCAUAUUCUACUGCUGGAAAUUAAGAGCAUCACUGAUACCUUCUCUUCCAUCCUGGGACCUCACAGCAGGGACAUCUUCCGAAUGAGCAACAGUUUCACCAACAUUGCCAAGCUGCUUUCCCGACAACUGGAAAACGGAAAGGCUGGGAAUGGCAGGAGAAAAACUAAUGUUGAAGUUGGCAUUCCUGAGAAAGUGGGAGGAGCCAAGACCAUGGAGCCUGAAAUUGAAGACCAUGAAAAACUCCAAGUUAAAAUUCAAGCUUUUGAAGACAAAAUAAAUGCUGAGGGCAAUACCCCUGCUUCUGUCCGGAGAUACAGUUUAGACCAGAUCUCUAAGGAAGAACAAAGAAACAUUAGAUUUAGCAGGUCCAGAAGUUUGGCUUUGAAUAUGGUGCUCACAAAUGGUGUAAGUACAGAAGAUGGGGAGGCUGCAGAAAGGGCAGGAAUACAUGCCAGCAUCUCUCUUUCAGAAAUAGACCCACUUAGCCACGGAAUUUGCAACUUGCCUCUCAAGAUAGAUACUCAUGGAUCACAGCUGAAAAAUUCCUCAGCCUCACAUCCAAGUAUUAUAUAUAUAGAACCAGAGAAUAAACCUGAAACUCUUAAAGAAAACAUCCAGGAAGAAAUGCCAGAGACAACCACAAGUCCUGUUGAAUACCAUGAUAAGCUCUACUUGCAUUUAAAGGAAAACCUCAGUAAAGUGAAGGCUUAUGCCAUGGAAAUUACAAAAAAAGUCCCAGUCCCAGACCAGUGCACCAUUGAAGAAACCAUGAGAAGUUGUGUGGCAAAGCUGUUCUUUACCUGUUCCUUAAAGGGCCAUUACUGCCUGUACAGCAAGUCCAGUUUCACCCUCAUCAGCCAAGCACCCCAGCCAUGGAUCAAGAUCAUGUUUCUCUUCCAACAGAACCUGUUUACUGAACCCCUGUCCAUUCAGAGUGGGUCUGUGCAGUUCCUCAAAGGCCUAUGGGAGAAGACACAGGCCAGUGGAACCCACAGCUUUGAAGACGCCAUGACAGAGUCCACAUUUCCACAACAGAAGGAUCUGGACCAGGUUCAGCUCCAUCUGGAAGAAGUGAGGUUCUUUGACGUGUUUGGCUUCAGUGAAACAGCAGGGGCAUGGCAAUGCUUCAUGUGCAACAACCCUGAAAAGGCAACUGUUGUAAAUCAAGAUGGCCAGCCUCUCAUUGAAGGAAAACUUAAAGAGAAACAAGUGAGAUGGAAGUUCAUCAAGAGGUGGAAAACUCGUUAUUUUACAUUGGCUGGAAACCAACUUCUGUUUCAGAAAGGAAAAUCUAAAGAUGAUCCUGAUGAUUCCCCAAUAGAACUCAGCAAAGUACAGAGUGUGAAGGCUGUGGCUAAGAAACGCCGGGAUCGCUCUCUCCCUCGGGCUUUUGAAAUCUUCACAGAUAAUAAGACCUAUGUUUUCAAAGCCAAGGAUGAGAAGGAUGCAGAAGAAUGGCUGCAGUGCAUCAAUGUGGCGCUUGCCCAAGCGAAAGAGAGGGAAAGCAGAGAAGUGACCACAUAUCUAUAAAAGACAUGUACACCACCUCUUACAAACAUGCAUGAUGGGCAUUGCCAAUGUCAACAAAAAAAAAGAAG
This is a messenger RNA of Phodopus roborovskii (desert hamster), 2636 nucleotides long. RefSeq names its product ventricular zone expressed PH domain containing 1 (gene Veph1). Lineage: Eukaryota; Metazoa; Chordata; Mammalia; Rodentia; Cricetidae. Bases 67 to 2568 code for a protein of 833 amino acids. The transcript is spliced from 13 exons. Gene Ontology annotation, molecular function: phosphatidylinositol-5-phosphate binding. Gene Ontology annotation, cellular component: plasma membrane. Gene Ontology annotation, biological process: regulation of signal transduction. The record is from RefSeq and is a predicted model, not a curated record.